UUAUUUCAUUUAGUAAACACAUUAUUCGUGUAAAUAUAAUUUAGUGUAAAUAAAAUUGGGCACCAGUAGUAGUAAAACACUAAAAUGGAUCCCUUAACGAGAUUCCUCGUGUACAACAAAAUACCAGUAUCAAAAUACAGCAUGACGUAUGAAGCUAUGAGAUCAGAGAAAAAACAACAAAAACAAAAAGGCGCGGAAAUCGAUAAGAGGCUUCUGCUUUUGUCACCAGAUCUCGGAAGGAUGUCGGACGAACGUGUACUAUACGCAAGGAAUCGGCAGCCGGGAGCGAGGCCUGCGGUGGUGGGCGGCACGGCCAUAACGGAGGAAUUGGCUGGCGAACUUCGUAUUAUUGCUUUCGGGACGGCAUCAUGCCCUCCUCGUGGUGAAUGGAUCCACACUCCGCUGGUCAUGAGACCCUCGGAACAGCCCCUGGCGUACGGUCUGGCGGCUCAACGGAACGGCACCAGGUCCUUGCUGUCGGCUCUACAGGCUCAUAUCAUCAAGUGGCUACUGUUUGAUUCGAGGCCCAUGACAAAGGAUAACAAGUCUGCUGAACCACCGGAAAGUUACCUACGCCCCUCGGAGGAGCGCCAAGAAGAAGCUCUGUGGCGCGCCUGCAGUGAAGUGAUAUGGCGCUGCGGUGACGGAUCGACUUCGCAAACCGAAGCCAAGGUCACAGUCGCGCUGCCUACGACCACAGCCUACGUGCAACACAGUCCUCAGUAUUACCAGGAUGGGAUUACUGAAAUGCUGCAUUUAUUCGAGUUUAAGAGUCUGGAGGAUCUGCAAAUAUUUAUAAAACGCUACUUAUACCUGUUUCAGACAGAAGAUGGAUCGGGGUCCUUACUGCUUUUGUAUGCUUGUAUCUUGUCACGAGGUUGCGAGAAUGUGAAAAAGGACCUCGAUGGUAAACUGACAUAUCUGGUAUCAACUCAAGUGGAAGGUUCUCUGAACGUGGCCACUCUACUACUGACCGGACGAGCGACUCCCUAUCUACAUAACGGAGUGCAAUAUGUGGGAGAUGAAGAUCAUUACGCAAUGCCACAAUUUGGGGUUCUGUCUCGCAGCUCUGUGGGCCUUCUCGUUUGGUACGGGAACGAAGACGGCGUAACCAAGAAUGUGACGAAACAAAACCCAGGCUCCCGUUUGAAGACACCGGCUUUACCUAUUUGGGUGACGUGCUGUUCGGGCCACUACGGCGUCUUGUUCAAUACAAACCGUGAACUACUGCGUAACUACCAUGCAGAGAGAAGGUUCGAUAUCCACUAUUACACGUGCGGCGGUUGUCACGUUCUGCUCAACGUGGACACUCGGGCACACGAGGACUUGGCCCCGCUGAGAAAUGAUGACAUCACAGCCACUCCGCUUGAGAAACUUAUCCACACGAAAUGGCAGGAAGCCAAGAUAACCUGGUCUGGCGCGGUGCCCUUUGCGGGAGACUCGCCGAACUAACGGCUCAGCGUCUAAUUGCUUUAGUUAUAGCCCGGUAUUAUUUACUCGUAGAUAUAUCGCCCACGUAGAUGCACGUUGAUGUUAGAAACCAUAAUACAAAUACACUUCGCUUAGUCUACAUAUAUAAAGGCAGGCGUCCACUGAUCGCGUCGUACGUAUCUGAGGUAUUGUAUUUUUAAUUUUACAGUACGUUCGAUCCGUACGAAGGAUCACUGGACGUGGUUUAAUGGGAUGAUUACGCGAUACGUAUGCGGAUCUGUGGAGGCCUACCACUGUAACGAGGUAAAGUAUCUAGAAUUACUGAACUGAUUUUGAAAAAUAUUUUAUCACUAGGAAGCAAAGUAUUUUUGUUGUAUUCUGACGGUAACGGGUACGUGGGUAAAACCUUCGUCCACGUGGAAUUCAGUUUUUCACAAAUCACUCAAAAAAAUUAUUAAAAUUAUUUCGGGAUAAAAGGAAGCCUAUGUGUUAAUCCCGGGUAUUUAAAACGAAGAUGAUCUAUCUGUGUUUUAAAUUUCAGCGAAAUUGGUUCAGUAGUUAUGGCGUCAAAGGGUAACAAACCUCCAUACAUCCAUACAAACUUUCGCGUUUAUAAUAUUAGUAAGAUAUCGUAGCUUUUACCAACCUUCUAGCGAAUAAUACACAAACAAAGAAAUUAUCAUUUGUUUUUCUGUGCUAUAGCCUAAUGUGUGCUUCAAUGUACUAUAAUAAUUAACUAGCUUAAUAUUAAAAAGUAGUAGCGUUAGAACUCUUAGUGGCAGUGGUCGUUGGGAUAUAAUCACCCAAUUAUGAAGGGUAUGAUUUCUGGAUGAUUUUUUUUUAUUGAUAAAGAAUAUAAUUGAGACUUAAGCUAACUUAUCCUAUACAUAAUACCAUGCCCAAGUGGAAUAGUGGCAAAAAUACUGGCUGCAUUUCCCCGUUGGUCAUGGACAGUCAGGCUGAUCCGUUGCGCAAAAAAUGAGCCAGCCCUUCCGUCACCAUUCGAGGCAAGUAAAAAUAAUUCAAAACAUUUUUUUGUGCAAAUAAGUCGGAUAUUUGGAUUCUAACAUGAUUGUUUAUGUAAUUCUCUUAUAUACCGAUUUGUGAUGA
Bicyclus anynana (squinting bush brown) is the source of this 2541-nucleotide messenger RNA. RefSeq names its product inactive ubiquitin carboxyl-terminal hydrolase MINDY-4B. The record is from RefSeq and is a predicted model, not a curated record. Bases 85 to 1452 code for a protein of 455 amino acids. Gene Ontology annotation, molecular function: K48-linked deubiquitinase activity; cysteine-type deubiquitinase activity. NCBI's taxonomy places the organism in Eukaryota, Metazoa, Arthropoda, Insecta, Lepidoptera, Nymphalidae. Gene Ontology annotation, biological process: protein K48-linked deubiquitination. The transcript is spliced from 11 exons.